Messenger RNA from Heterocephalus glaber (naked mole-rat), 11394 nucleotides. RefSeq names its product KIAA1549 like. Lineage: Eukaryota; Metazoa; Chordata; Mammalia; Rodentia; Bathyergidae. The record is from RefSeq and is a predicted model, not a curated record.
CUGCCCGGGCGUGAGGAGCCCCGGGGCCCGCGCGCCCCAGGAGGCGCCGCCACCGCAGCCGCUGCCGUCGCUGCUGCUGGGACUCGUGCUGCUAGCGGUCCUUCCCGAGCACGGCCGGGCCGACCCGGGAACAGACAAUCUACAGCUAGGAGUCACCCCGGCCCCAGAGUCAUUUCCUCAUGGGAAGCUGUUACCAAUUUCACCAACAUGGCCUUUCUCAGAAGUCAAGUCUUAUUCGGCAGCAGACAGAAUCAAGAGUGUACUGGGACAGUCUCUUGACAACACAAGCUUGUUGCAGUUGGCCCGGACACCUCUGCCCAAGAUGCACCACAAGACCAGAGCUCAGGGGGACUUCUCUUCUUCCCUUUAUCAAGGAAGUGGACAUAGUGCCUCUCUGGAACCAUCCAAGGACUCCACCGAGGCCCUGGUCCAACCAAGGCCUCAAGGGGAAGGAGAAGCGGCGGAUAUGUCAGCUCCAGAGAAUUCCAGAGGGCCUGUGGUUUCAGCAGAACACACAUCUUCCUCUUGGGUGCCUUCUCCUCUGCCUUUCACCGCACCAGGCCAAGGGCAAGCCAUCCCUUCUGGGGCGGUUCCCGCAUCACCACUGAACAGGACGGGCGACCUUCCCUCCUCUGUCCUCCAGCCCACAGAGAAUCAGGCCUCUCCAACCCCCGUGCCAGAAAUGCCCCUUCUUCAAAGAGAAAAUAAAGAUAUGCCCCCUUUUCCUGCAGCUACACACCUCCUCCCCUUGAGCAAAUUUCAUCUUCCCACGAAGAUCUUUCCCCUGCAAAAGGAGGGUAGUGGGACAGCUGUUUUAAGGAAAAAUGAAAAGGCAAAUGUGACAGUUCCUCUCCAGGCCUUUACAAGUAAACAAGUUUCGAGUCUUCACACUGUAAAUGGAUUCACUUCUGAUUUUAGCACUGGUCCUGUUUCUUCUCCCAUCAUUACAACACCAGAAACAAACUUCCUCUUAUCAGGAUCACCUCUGCCUUCCAUGCCUGCCAUUCAAACCACCCUGUUGGGUUCCCCAUCUCCUGCCUUUUCCAGCACCAAACCAGAGUCUUUCACAGCUGCUGUGGGCCACUUGGAGUUGCCAGCUUCACCUUCCAAGCAGGUGACACCAUUUCCCUCUUCCUCUGAUGUCUCUGAUUUCUCAACAAUGGGAGACAUGAACAAGCCAACAACCACAGAUGUUUUCUGGAGUUCUCUUUCAGCAAAAACUGGACCCCUUUCCACACAAUCAACAAUAUCUGGCUUGCAGCAGCAAACAAAUUAUGAUUUAAAUGGUCACAGAAUUAACUCCACAAGUUGGGAAACUCAUUCAGCUUCAACUCUUCUUCCCAGUGGUUUAACUUCAGCUACCAGUGCAAUAAAAUCCCAGGAUUUCAAAGAUACUGUUGGGCAGUCAGUGCCUGCAGAAGGCUUUAACAUUCAGGAUCUCAUUCUAGACCCAGCCACCCACCACCCUGUACGACAGUCAGGUGUGACCGUGGUUGGGAACCAUACAGACCUCUGGCCCACAAGCCAUAAUAGCUAUUCCAGAAUUUUCCAAACAGAGAAGGUUGAACAUUACCCAUCCACAAGUCAACAGCCGAUGUCACAUCCCCAUUUACGGCUGCCUGCCCAGCCAACCCAUCCUCUUUGGCUAACCUGGCUCAGGCUGUCUUCUAUGGUUAGUUUGCAAGAAAUGCUUUCAGAUGGAACAGAUACAGGUCCCCAAGUUUCCAGGGACAUCUAUCUUUCACAUGGGAUAAAUGCUUCCACACCCUUCAAGAGCAUCCUGGGAUAUCAUUCAGCUGCUGAAUCUCCUCCUAUAUCAACCAGUGCCUUUCCCAGGACCCCCUCAAGAGUGCUGCAAGCUUCUCAGCGCCCCAAGAAACGGACAGGUGCAGCCACUAAUGCAGAUAGUUUGUUUCCUGGUACCCCCAAAACAGUGGACUCCUCACUGUCAUUCAAGAUAGAACCGACUGCAGCAGCCUCUGCCACAUUGCUUCUGAGGAAAUCGAGUCCACCGGCACUGUCUGCAGCCCUGGUUGCCAAGGGCACCAGCAGCAGUGGCUUAGCCAAAAGCAGUGUGACCACUGCUAUGGCUAGGAACGUCACCAACAAGGCAACAGCUGACCCAAAGGUGACUGCAGGGCCAAUCCAUACUGCCUUCCCAUUCACGCCAACCUACAUGUUUGCCAGAACAGCACACACCAUGAGCGCACACGCGGCCAUGCAAGGGAGCACAGGCACUGCCUCUGGCCCGUUGUCCACGACGCACCUCCCCAGGAAACCACAAGCCAUGCACACUGGUCUCCCAAACCCCACCAAGCCAGAGCUGCCCAGAGCAUCCACCCCUCGCCCGCUGACGAUCACGGCAGCACUGACGUCCAUUACAGCGUCUGUGAGGGCCACCCGAUUGCCCCCUCUGCAGGCAGAAAACACCGAUGCUGUUCUUCCUGCUGCAUCGACCGCAGUGGUCACAACUGGCAAAAUGGCAUCCAACCUGGAGUGUCAGAUGUCCAGUAAGCUCCUGGUGAAGACAGUCCUCUUUCUGACUCAAAGGAGAAUGCAGAGCAGUGAAUCCUUGAAGCUCAGUGUAGCCAGAGGGCUCACCCAGGCCCUUCGGAAGGCUUUCCACCAGCCCGAUGUGACAGCUCACGUGGACAUUCUGGAACAUUCUCAUAAUGUCUCAGUUGGUUAUUAUGCUACCAAAGGGAGGCUGGUGUACUUGCCUGCUGUUGUGAUGGAAAUGCUGGGGGUUUACGGAGUCAGCAAUGUCACUGCAGAUCUGAAGCAACACACCCCAAACCUACAGUCUGUGGCAGUCCUUGCCUCUCCAUGGAAGCCCCAACCUGCAGGCUACUUCCAGCUGAAAACAGUGCUACAGUUUGUGAGCCAAUCAGACAACAUACAGUCCUGUAAGUUUGCUCAGACAAUGGAGCAGAGGCUGCAGAAGGCGUUUCAGGAUGCAGAGAGAAAAAUUCUCAAUACCAGAAGCAACCUGAAAAUUCAGAUCGUGAGCACAUCCAACGCCUCCCAGACCGUCACCUUGGUGUAUGUUGUGAGCAAUCAGAGCACAUUCCUCAAUGGCACUGUGGCCAGCAGCCUCCUGAGCCAGCUCUCUGCCGAGCUGGUGGGAUUCUACCUCACCUACCCACCGCUCACCAUUGCUGAACCACUGGAAUAUCCCAAUCUUGAUAUAUCAGAAACAACCAGAGACUAUUGGGUAAUUACAGUGCUGCAGGGUGUGGACAACUCCCUUGUGGGCCUGCACAACCAGAGCUUUGCCCGAGUCAUGGAGCAGCGCCUCGCCCAGCUGUUCAUGAUGUCCCAGCAACAAGGCCGGCGGUUUAAACGGGCCACCACCCUGGGAAGCUACACUGUGCAGAUGGUAAGGAUGCAGCGUGUGCCGGGACCCAAGGACCCAGCGGAGCUGACUUACUACACCCUGUACAAUGGGAAGCCAUUGCUGGGGACUGCGGCAGCCAAGAUCCUGAGCACCAUUGACUCCCAAAGAAUGGCCCUGACCCUGCACCAUGUUGUCCUUCUACAAGCUGACCCCGUGGUGAAGAACCCACCCAACAAUCUGUGGAUCAUUGCCGCGGUCCUGGCGCCCAUCGCUGUGGUCACGGUCAUCAUCAUCAUCAUCACUGCCGUGCUCUGCAGGAAGAACAAGAACGACUUCAAGCCAGACACAAUGAUAAACCUGCCUCAGAGAGCAAAGCCUGUGCAAGGCUUUGACUAUGCCAAGCAGCACCUGGGCCAGCAAGGGGCAGAUGAGGAAGUCAUCCCUGUGACUCAGGAGACCGUGGUCCUUCCCCUGCCAGUUAGAGAUGCUCCUCAGGAGAGGGAUGUCGCUCAGGAUGGGAGCACCAUCAAGACGGCCAAGUCCACUGAAACCAGAAAGAGCAGGUCGCCCAGUGAGAGUGGCUCUGUCAUCAGCAACGAAUCAGGGAAGCCCAGCUCAGGGAGACGCUCACCCCAGAACGUAAUGGCACAGCAGAAAGUGACAAAGGAGGAGGCAAGGAAGAUAAAUGUCCCAGGCAGUGACGAAGAGGAGGGAGCCGUUCUGUUUGACAGCUCUGGCAAGGCGACAGCAGAUCCCUUUGACACAUCUUCUGGGUCUGUACAGCUCAUCGCAAUCAAACCCACAGCCCUGCCCGUGGUGCAGCCCACCUCGGACAGGAGCCAGGACUCCUCAGCGGUGCUCAACGGUGAGGUAAACAAAGCCCUGAAACAGAAGUCAGAUAUUGAACACUAUCGGAACAAGCUGCGCCUCAAAGCCAAGAGGAAGGGAUAUUACGACUUCCCCCCAGUGGAGACAAACAAGGGCCUGACCGAAAGAAAAAAGAUGUAUGAAAAAGCCCAGAAGGAAAUGGAGCACGUUUUGGACCCAGACACAGAACUAUGUGCUCCAUUCACCGAGUCUAAAAACAGGCAACAGAUGAAGAACUCUGUCUACCGAAGCCGGCAGUCUCUGAACAGCCCCAGUCCAGGAGAAACUGAGAUGGACCUUCUGGUCACUCGGGAGCGACCCCGGCGUGGAAUCCGGAACAGUGGAUACGACACCGAGCCUGAAAUCAUAGAGGAAACCAACGUGGAUCGAGUUCACGAUCCCCGGGGCUACACCAGGUCCCGGCCAGUGAAAGGCCACUCUGAGACCUCCACACUGAGCUCGCAGCCGUCCAUCGACGAGGUGAGGCAGCAGAUGCACAUGCUGCUCGAGGAGGCCUUCAGCCUGGCGUCCGCCGGCCAUGCUGGCCAGAGCCGCCACCAGGAGGCCUAUGGCUCCACACAGCACCUGCCCUACUCCGAGGUGGUGACCAGUGCCCCAGGGACCAUGACGAGGCCCAGGGCGGGUGUGCAGUGGGUGCCAACCUACCGCCCAGAAAUGUACCAGUACAGUCUGCCCCGGCCGGCCUACAGGUUUUCCCAGCUUCCUGAAAUGGUCAUGGGCUCUCCGCCUCCGCCUGUACCUCCCCGGACUGGGCCAGUGGCUGUUGCUUCUCUCAGACGAUCCACCUCAGACAUUGGCAGCAAGACCCGAAUGGCCGAGUCCGUGGGCCCUGAGCCAGCCCCACUGCAUGAGAGUGCCUCGUUCGCCCAGGUUUCCAGAGGCCCCGUGUCCGUGGCGCAGCUGGAUCAGUCAGCUUUAAAUUACUCAGGUAACACGGUGCCAGCGGUGUUCGCCAUCCCAGCUGCCAACAGACCUGGCUUCACUGGCUACUUCAUCCCGACGCCUCCCUCGUCCUACAGGAACCAGGCCUGGAUGUCCUACACGGGAGAGAAUGAGCUCCCGAGCCAGUGGGCUGAUUCGGUGCCCCUGCCCGGGUACAUCGAGGCCUACCCUAGGUCACGGUAUCAGCAGAGCUCGCCCUCCAGGCUCCCGCGCCAGUACAGCCAGCCAGCCAACCUGCACCCCAGCCUGGAGCAGGCCCCCAUGCCCUCUGCGGCGGUGUCACAGCAGAGCCUGGCGGAAAAUGACCCGUCCGACGCUCCUCUGACCAACAUCUCCACUGCAGCCCUCGUGAAAGCCAUCCGAGAGGAGGUGGCCAAGCUGGCCAAGAAGCAGACGGACAUGUUUGAGUUCCAAGUCUAACGCUUCAGCCCCAUGGGGCUCUGCACUUCCUGAGUCCAAGGAAUCAAGCUUUGAGGUCCUCACACCUAUUGUGUGUGGACCUGAGACACUGACAACGGGUGAGUCUUCUUCACCUUCAGUUUCCGAAAAGAUGAACAGUGGUGCUUCUGGGAAACAGAGGAAACUCAUGAGCCACUGGAAUCUUGGCUCAUACACCUGAUCGUGGCUCACAGGUCCUGCUUGGGACCAUGUGUUUCAGAUUCUGCUAUGUUGAAUGACCGGCGGGUAUUUUUUUUCCCAAGAAGCCUUAGUCAAGAGAGGCACUCACUAAUCUACAGAUUCUUGUCCAAUGCCACAUUUGAAUAAAUCACCAGGAAGGGGAGAAUAUAGCUCUAUCUUUGGUGACCUCUGCAUGUUAACUCUCUUCUGUGUUAAAGGCAAUGCAGGAGUGUGGAUUACGCCCCAGAUUGUCUUCUCUCUCAUUCAGCUGUGACUGUGAUUGCUAAAAUCAUCUCUAUAAAGCAGACACUGAGUCCAGCCAAGAAACUUGAGUCUCUUUGCUUUUAAAGGUUCAUAUUCAAAGUCAAAUGAAUUGGAUGUACCAAUGGCUGCACCUAUAAAUAGUCCUGACUGCCCCACACACACACACACACACAGUUGAUUAAAGGCCGGGAGAGAUGAGCAAGAAUGGUGGGUUUGUGUCGACCAGCUUUUUAAAAGCUGUUGUCACUUGGAAAUAGAGUACUCUGAGAGUUGGGAUUAAAAUGAAAGAGAAUCGGUGCUAAGAGCUUUUAGGAUCCUACAAAAGAAAAAUAGGUAUUUGUAGAGGUUUUUCUUUGCCUGCAUUGAAGCUGGCCUGAGAACAGAGCUUCUCUCUUAGAGCUAAAAGAUACAUUGACUUUUACAAGAAAAUCUCUGUCUCUUCAACACCGAUGUACAGCCUGUUCUGCCAAGGGGUGUAAGAGAAAAUCAUCAUUGAUUCCUGUUAGAAAUGGGACCAAUGGAUCUCGGUUAUUCCGGGCUGCAGCCUCAGUUUAUAGAAGCUUCUGAAUGUAGAAAAUCUGUUGAUUUGAAUUUAAAUGUAAAUAACCUCUUUUUAAAAUGUAUGGAGUUUGCCAAGUCUCCAUAGUUUAUGGACAUUUGUCAAAAUGGCAAGGCUGCUACCCUGUGACCGUGAUGCUCCAGGUCACCCUUCUUGGCAUAGAGAAUUGGCCUCCAGAGUUCCGAGUGGAGGACAUUGCCCCACAGGACUGGGCCACCAGCCACUGACUUCCAUGAAUGCAAGCAAAACGGCUCCUGACUUUGGGUAGCAUGUAUGGUGUUGGGGGCUUAUUUGGUGUCUGUUGGAGAGCGAGGUCCUGUCCUGCCUUCACCCAUGACCCAUCUAGCUUCAGCAGUUCCCAUUCCCUUCUGAGUCCAUCUGUCCAUUGUCCUCAUGAGUUUCUUUGGUCUUUACCAGAAAGAAGAAAGUGGAAAUUUAAAAGUUGAGAGAAGAGUAGGAAUGGAACUGAUUAGAAUGGGAGAUUCAAACUGUCAAAGCACAGACUUUUCCAAGAAGCUGUUUUUAUUUCCCAGUGGCCAAUUGCCCUUUCUGGAAUGUUCAGAGAUAACGUAUCGUGGACUCCUCAAACAAGUCCCUUGUUCAGAUGAUAUUAGGUAGUCUCCUUUUAGUAUGCUGGUUGAUCUUUCAUAGUAUUAGUUUUUGUUACUUAAAAAGAAAUCAGCUAUAAAUAAAAUGUAUUUUUGUAAUUUCCAUGUGUAUAUAUGGUAUAUUUCUACCAAUGGCCAGUUGUUGUAGUCCAAAACCUAAAUCAGCUUGCAGAACACUGUGGACGGUGCAAGAUUUUAUCGACAGAUUAACACAAUGCCUAGGUCUAUCCAAAUCGGCAUUCGAUGCACUUGAAUGAACAAAGAGCCAAAGAAACUCAGCCUUUUCAUGCAAAUGGUAUGAGUCUGAUAAAGUCAGCUACAUUGUCCCACUUUAUAAAUGACACCAAUAUUUCAUCAGUGCAAUGAUAUCAACCCAGUACUUUGUCUAUUUGGUAAAUGUCUGGAAAUACUGUAUGUGAAAGUGAAGUUUCAAGACCUUAGUGUCAUUGAAAGAUAUGUACAUGUUUCAAAAGACAGUGUCUGAGCUUUGAAUGUUCCGGUGAUUGCAGGUCAUGAAUCUGGAGUUUGCCCUGGUAUGGUUCCAGAUUGCUAAGACAGUGGAGCUACAAAUCACUGCAGCCUUCACAGAACACUAUGAAAUAUUUAGUCCCUUGAGAAAAAUAAGAUAUAGCAUGCUAAAUCAGACAGUCUCUUAAACUAGACACCGCAGGUUCAAGAAAAGUAAGUGAGAGGAAAUAAUACGUGUAUGAAGAAAAAUCUGUUCCUGUUUUCCCAACAAAGGGGAGAGAGCCAUCAUUUUUCAAUUUUCUGGGACUAAGAUGUGGUCCCUUCUCUGAUGUCUCCUGACCUCAUGGAGCUGACAGAUACCAGGAUAAGUGGAAAGGCAGAUGGUAAAAGGUGCUUCAUGGAAGUGAAAAUAGGGUUCCAUAAGAACCCUAAGGAGACAGCAGUGAACUCAGUGUUUAUCAUGAUCCUCCAGACAGUCACAGAAGCCAUAAAGAAUAUCGGUCACCAUGGAGGAGGAAGCAGAAGUCCAGAGAAAUGGAGUGACCAACCCAAGGAUCAAGCCCAUCCCUGCUGAUUCAUGAUCCAGUCUGCUCUCCAUUUACCAUGCUGCCUGCAUGCUUGUUGGUGACACAUUUCUUUAACUGUCCCUGAAAGUUUACAAAAUAGACAAAGGUCCUGUGAGGGACUUCAUAAUGCUCUUGCUGAGAAAAAACGAUGAUUGAGUAAGGAACUUUGGAUAUAGUGUAUAGAGGACAAUACUUUUGUGGCUUAAUAAAUGGUUUUUUCAGCACUGGUUUUGAUAUGAGUUUUCUGCAUUCAUGAAAAAGAAAUGCAGUCUGGCUUUUUCCAGAGAGGACAUCAAGGAAAUGGUAUCCUCAGAUGCUGUUCAAACUGUGGGUGUGACUUCCCCUCUCUCAGUACCCUAGAUCCAACAGGCAGGCAGGGAUGUACUGACAGCUUGUCACUGAAAGGUAGCAGUGCCGUUUUUCACCCUGGGGGAGGAAGCAGGCAGUACAGGGAGACAGAGGUCUGUGGUGUGACCUGGUACCAAUGAUCUGAGGCUCAUGUAAUAACAAGAUGGCAAAUGUUACCUGUGGAACAGGAAGUUGCCUCCUAAAGGGUGGAUUGUAUAAGAAUCGCUUCUCCAGUCCUAAAGAAGUUAUAUUGUGCAUUUGUUAUUUUAAGAACCCAGCAAAAGGGCAUGUAAUUUCUGAAUGAUCUUCAUGGAAGAAAGGAAAUUGUUAGAUGUGUGAUUUAAAAAAAAAAAACUUUCUGAGAGAGUAUUUAGAAUGGAAAGGGAGAGGCAUUUAAAUACCUAACAAAAAUAAAUGCUUUUCUAGCAUUAGGCAGAAAUUGGAGAAAUAAAUCAAAAAAUGUAAAUAUUGGUUACAUAUAAAUGUGUUACUAUAUAACACACAAGUGCUCGAAGUUUAAUGAAUAAAAUAACAGAUACUAUUUUUAAAGUUUGAGAACAGGAUUUGAACUUUAAAUUUCUCCUACCACAUACCAGAAAAAAAUGUGGACUUCACUUUCAAAAUACAGUGAAAGACUCUUAGGGAAUAAUAAAAAUUAAACAUGGAGUAGUGACUGACUGGGGUCUAAGUGUUAGAAGUUAAAUUCUGCUCUUUUGUCCAACCCCAAAGACAUUCCAGACAAGGAACUGUGAGGGGGAGGAAGUUUUCCACACUCGCUCAAGUGAAGGAGUUGACUGAAAGAAUACAGGGACAUUUUAUAGAAAUAACACACAACUUCCCAACAGGCAACGGAUGAGGGGAGCUGCCUUGCACCUUUGCUGUGGCUCUCUCUUGUGCUCUCUUUCAUCUGUUUCUCUCUGCAUAUCUGCUCAGAUAUCUUGCUGCCCUUGGCCAACACACUUUCUCAUUAGUGCAAAUGUAGCUGACAAACCCAGUCCAGGACCCACUCCACACAACCUUUCCUCCUCAGCGCCCAGCACUCUGCCUAGCAUCUCUGUGCUGCCAUAGGCAAAUUGCUAAGAAUCUGAUUGGUCCAGCUCAUCUACCUCUGGAUGAGCCAUUGGGGUCAGGUGCCUAUCCAAGCAGAUGUAACCAAGGAGGCAAAGAAGGGUCAUACAAGUGUGGGUCCCUGGAUUGACCUUUUCAGCAGGAACUUCUGUUAGGGGCUGGUACCCAGAGGAAGGAGUGAGACUGGGUAGGACCUUCGAAAGGAACCUGCUACAGACUGGAUUUGACCAGUACUCCUAGGGUGCCACCCAGCAGCCAGUACUAGAGGGCAACACCUAUGGAUAGUGCCACAGAGAGGAAAGGGUAUCCCUCACUUGUGCAGCAAGUGGGAAUGCAUGCACUUGAACCUCCAAGAUUGGCCAGAACUUCCCCGCCACUUCCCACCCCAACACCAGUUAUCUGAUACUGCUACUGGGCCUACCAAGGGAUUUCUAAGCAGGGCCCAGUUAGCAGAAUGUCCUGCUCAGCAGACAAUAAAUACUUGUAAAUUGAACUGCAUGAUCUUAGCUCAGGUGCUAUUAAUGUGGCUCACAACCACACACUUGCAUGGAUGAGAAAACCAAUGAACCUCUCAAUAGAGUCUUUUGAAACAAAAUUGGUUUCAAGUGAAACUGAUAUUAUACUAGCUCUGACCUUCUGGAUAUAAGAAGUUAGUAUCUGAAAAUUGAAAAGUCUCUUGAUUUCUUAGGUGAACUGUUAACAGAUUGCUAGCUGGUGGUAAAAGCUAAGAUGUAGGGAGUUUCUGAAAAGUAAUAUUUAGGAAGUAUAAUUGUGUCAGAAACAAAUUCUCUUAGAAGAUAUUGAGUUGCUUUGAUUCUGCAGGUUACACAAAUAAAAUAUUUUGAUAAGGCAGGAAUCUGUCUCUAAAGGUCAAACCCAUACUUUAUUGAGAGCCAUUAUAUAAUGAAAUCUAGAAAUUGAUUAUUUUCAUUCUCUGACCCUGGUCAGGCUUUUGUAAAUUAUAGAAGGAGGCCAUAAAUGUAUUUUACAUAAAUUAACUGUGGCCUCACCUUCCCCUUGUCCCUUAUGUCUAAACUCACCUUUUCCCACAUACAAAUAUAAUGGAGAAAAAAUUGUACUAAACAGAAUCAGAGAAAUGUCUGUGGACUGGCAAUUUUGAACAGGUGUAAAUAUUCUAGCCCUUGAGCAACUCAUUUAAAACUAGUCUCUAAUUCCUCACCUGGUGAAUGGGUAUACCACCUGUACUUCCUAGUUCCCCUGGUGGUUGGGAGGAGCACAUAGCAUAAUAUAUCUGAAAAUGGCUUGAGAAGUACAUUUGAAAGAAUUCUUACUAAAUUGUUGCUUUUGCAAUUCAGUUUUAUCUAGCAAAGUGUUCUAGCUCCACCCACCCACUGGAGUAAAUUAUAUUAUCUUGUGUUCCCUGACAACUUCUUGUCAAGGACAAAUAAAUUCCUAAGUUUGGAAUUGCCCACAAAAGCCAGCCCCACAUGGGAGUUGCUGUUAUUGUUGUUGUCAUCUGUGAUUUGGGGGAUAUGUAACUACUUGUACCUGUGCUUUCACUCUGGGUGAAAAACCCAGAUCAGUGAUUCUUUCAAACCACAUUAAACACAUCAGGCAAAGUACUGAGCAGAAGCUUUGAAUGUAGCUGUUGUUAUUUUAAUGCUUUGCUUUCUAAUUAACUUUGUACAUCCUUUGCCUCUGCCGGGAACAGUGUUCAUAUGCUGUUAGAAUUUUUUAUUGUAAAAUAAAAUGACAAAGGCUUUCAUA